Molecule: messenger RNA, 1832 nt
Organism: Vespula pensylvanica (western yellowjacket)
Lineage: Eukaryota; Metazoa; Arthropoda; Insecta; Hymenoptera; Vespidae
Gene: repo
Product: homeobox protein orthopedia B
Exons: 4
Coding region: 1-1374 (457 amino acids)
Biological process (GO): regulation of transcription by RNA polymerase II
Cellular component (GO): nucleus
Molecular function (GO): sequence-specific double-stranded DNA binding; DNA-binding transcription factor activity, RNA polymerase II-specific
Source: RefSeq, a predicted model, not a curated record
AUGGACGGUGGUCCGUUCGACGAUCCAAUCUUUUCCGACUUUGGUGGUCGAGGUGGAACCGGAGUUCACAGUAUUCAAGUGAUGCUAGGUUUGCACGGUGGACAUCAUGGAAAUGACUUGAUGCCGACCGGUGGACAUCUUCAUAAGUUGGACUCUUCGAAUAGUCCACCGCCUCAUCAUCAAACGGCUCAUCAUCAUAUGCAGCAACAGCAACAGCAGCAACAGCAGCAACAGCAACAACAGCAACAGCAACAGCAGCAGCAACAACAACAACAACAAAAAGAAUUAAAGGAAUUAGAAUUAGCUGGUAUGUACGCGCCGUUACCUCAAACUCCAGAUGUAACAACCUCGACGACGACCACAGCAACGCCUACGUCUACAACGUUGCAACAAGGUCUUCAACUUGGUAAUUCUCUAAAGAGGAAACCAGACGAUCCUAUGAAUCCUCUUGCACCAGUGACCGGCGAAACGCAAUCGGCUAAAAAGGACUCGAAAAAGAAGACCGAUAAUAAUGGAAUCAAAAAGAAAAAAACCAGAACUACCUUUACGGCAUACCAAUUGGAAGAAUUGGAAAGGGCGUUCGAACGUGCACCUUAUCCUGAUGUUUUUGCUCGUGAAGAAUUAGCUUUAAAGUUAGCACUUUCGGAAUCUCGAGUACAAGUCUGGUUUCAGAAUCGACGCGCAAAAUGGCGGAAAAGGGAACCGCCGCGAAAAACUGCCGGUUACAUGGCCGCUGGUUCUGCUAGUCCUGGUCUCUCAGGUUCAUUCACGUCUUUGAACAACACGUUGAAUCCAUUUGCAUCUCCAGCGACGGCAGCAGCGCCACCCGACGCUUGGACAUACACUCCGGCUUACGAUUUGGCGCCACACUUGAAUCUUUUGAGUCCUUCUAACUCGCCAUAUACGACGUCUUUUGGUGGUCCUAGUAAUAAUGGAUCAGCAUAUUCUUAUGCCACGAUGUUGCCUCAACACGAUGCUUCCUUAUUUUCCGCACCUUCCAGCAAUACGAUGCGUGUUCAUCAGGAUUACAUGAAUGCUAGUAAUAGUCCGCCACCACCAUUAACACGUAACGAUUAUCAGACAAUGGUUACUACUACUCAUUCACCUCCUACUCAUCUUGGUGGUUCCAUGUCUGAGGAUGAACAUCAACAAAAUAAACAGUUGGAUUACGUAAGUGGUCUCAGUCCAGCAGAUAAGUAUCAGCACGAUCAAGCUGAUUAUUCGCAGCAACAGCAACAGCAACAGCACGAUCAGAAACAGGAAUAUGGUAUGCAUUCACCUCAAGGACGUCAAAGUAUAAAGGAUCAGGUGAUGGUCAAAAGCGAACCAAACAGUCAACAAAGUUACGUGCAGUUGCCUCCUUUUCUCAACUGACUCGAAAGCCAAUUUCUAGAUUUCUUCUAGAUGGCUUCUAUCGUUACUACUCGACUUUACCGUGUGAAUCCUUAUCUCUAAAAUCUCAAGACGAUCAUGAUUCUUCCUCCUUAAUGUGACUUUCUUCAUUUUUUAUUACCCAGAAUUUUAAUUUAGGGGGUUAUUCCAAUUCAACGAUACGAGAUAGCUUUUAUGUACACGGAAGGUGUUAAACUUUUUACAUUUUUCUUUUUUGUUUCUAUUUUUUUUUUUUCAAACUUAUUCAUACUAUGCAAAUUAAUAUUGUUAGUCCAUUAAGAUAUUGUGCUUUAUAUGAUAUAUGUAUGUAUAGCAAGUUAAUCAGCGUGUUUCUUCGUGAUAUACGAUUUGAAUGCUAAAAAUGAAUGAUUAUUAAAAAAUUAAUUUUAAUUAGCAAAUUUAUUUGCUUCAAUAUAUAAAAAUAAAAAUUAUUAUUAUUA